Molecule: messenger RNA, 1725 nt
Organism: Rhopalosiphum maidis (corn leaf aphid)
Lineage: Eukaryota; Metazoa; Arthropoda; Insecta; Hemiptera; Aphididae
Exons: 1
Coding region: 1-1725 (574 amino acids)
Source: RefSeq, a predicted model, not a curated record
AUGGAUCAAAGGAGAAGAAAAAGGAAAAAUCCAGAACCAGAAUAUUUGACAAAUGUUUUUAAUGGUGUGCUUGCAAUUUUAAAGUCCUACCCACCUGAAAAAUUCCCUAAUGAUGCUUUUACAAUUAACUAUAUUGCUGAAAUACAUAGAUCAAGUCCAGUACAAGUUGACUAUUGUCAUCCCGGUGACAUAUUGCCUACACCUAAACUUUCAUUUAAACGAUAUGAGAAAUUAAUUAGUUUAAUGGCAAAAGAAGUUAAGACUCAAAUUGGAAUAGAACUUAUUAUGCAUGCAGAUAUUUUUUCAAUAUCUAUUGAUUCUUUGCCAGACGCUGAUGAAUCAGCAAUUUUUAUUCGGUAUGUUAAUGAUGAUGGUAUACCAGAAAAACGUUUUCUGGAUACUAUAAAUAAAAGAGCAGAUAAUGCUUCACAGAUAAUGGAUAUACUCCAUAUGGUACUUGACAAAUAUAAUUUAAACCAUAAUGGUUUUAUGGGAUUAUCAUAUGAUAUUGAUAGUAACUUACCUAGACAAAUUUCUGAUUUAAAGUCUAGUCUAAAAGUAAUUAACAAAUUUGCUGAAAUUAUACCAUGUUCAUCGGAUUCUUUAAGUUCAGUUAUGGCUAAGGCAGCAUCUACUAUCUAUGAAGGCAAUACAUUUCUUACAACAAUUGAUGAACUAUUUAACUUUUUAUUGACUUUUAAAUAUCAGUGGGAUCAAAUACAAUUUUUAUUGACAAAUCUGUCUGAUAUUCAAAAUUUAACAAAUAAAAAAAUGCGUCGAUAUCUUAAUAGAAAUUGGUCAAAAAUUGUAAAUGCAUUGUUUCAAAUAUCUGAAAACCUGUGUUUUCAUGAAAAAGUUCGUAUCCAAGCUUAUGUACUUUUGGUGAAGGUUAAACGAUUGGAAACAUGUAUCUUAACAAUGUUUUGGGAAGAUAUUACGGAACAGUUUUCAAGACUUGAAGAUAAGUUACAUUUUCAUGUGUCUAAUGAAAUUGAUUACUAUGAGAUUUUAGAGAUUUAUCAAUUAUUAAUAAGCCAUUUAGAUAAUUAUCGAACCGAUGAGAAGUUUAUGUAUUAUAAGACUCGUGCAUUUCAAAAAUCUAAAAUUCUACAUUUCAAUAAUCAGAAUUAUAUGGAAGAAACACAAAUGAGAUUUCCUGUUAAUUAUAUAAAUGAUGCUGAUAAAUUUAAAAUCAACGCUUACUUUUCAAUAAUAGAUCAAAUACAAUCUGAAUUUAAUAAUAGAAAAAUUAUUUAUGAAGAUUUAGCGUUGAAAUUUAACUUUUUGAAUAAAAUCCCAGAAUUAACAAGCUCUGAAUUAAUUGAGAAACAUGAAAAUCUACGACAAAUAUACGAUGAUCUAACAUUCCACAUUGAUGCCGAAUGUAUGGACUUAAAAUACCUUUUUGUAAAACAUUUGUCAAGAAAUAAUGAUUAUCCAAGUUCUAUUAAAGGAGUUAGUACUUUUAUAAGACAAAACGGAUUUAAGGAACAUUUUUCACAACUUUUAAAAGUAAUAAAAAUGGCACUAUGCAUUCCAGCUACCAAUUGUCCUGUUCAACAAUCUUUAUCAAUAUUGAAAAAAGUUAAAACUUCCUUGGGAUCAAUAACGAAUGAAGACACCUAUAAAUCAUUAUUACUUAUAAAUAUGGAAUGGAAAUUUUUUACAUCAUUGGACUUUGAUCCUGUUAUUGAAGACUAUGCUCUCACCUUUGAAAGAGAAUAA